CGGUGAUACGAGCGUCUUUCAGGACGGCCUCCGCGCAUCGGAACACUUGCAGUUCUAGAGUCUUUUGCUACUACUGCUCGACUACUACUAGAUAACUAACUGUUUCUUCUGAUUAUUAUCCUCUCCGAUACUCAACCCGAUCUCCUGCUCUUCCUCCCCGCCCCCCUGCUGAUCUCUACCCCACACCCCACCUCGUUUCUUUUGCUGUCGAAAAGUUGAAGCCAUGUCGAAAUUUGGAGUCCUGGUGAUGGGCCCCGCGGGCGCCGGCAAGACGACAUUCUGCAGCGCAGUGAUCCAGCACCUGCAAAACACCAGAAGAAGCUGUUUCUACGUCAAUUUAGAUCCCGCCGCAGAGACCUUCAGCUAUGAACCCGACCUGGAUAUCCGCGAGCUCAUUACGUUGGAGGACGUCAUGGAAGAGCUCGGGCUAGGUCCCAACGGCGGCCUGAUCUAUUGUUUCGAAUUCCUCUUGCAGAAUCUCGACUUCCUCACACAAGCGCUGGAUCCUCUGAGUGAGGAAUAUCUAAUUAUCUUCGAUAUGCCGGGCCAGAUCGAGCUUUAUACGCACGUCCCCUUAUUACCGUCGCUGGUAAAUUUCCUCUCGCGCGCCGGUCCCUUGAAUAUCUCACUAUGCGCUGCAUAUCUCCUCGAGAGCACGUUCGUCGUCGACAAGGCCAAGUUCUUCGCGGGAACACUCAGCGCCAUGUCCGCAAUGAUCAUGCUCGAGAUGCCGCACGUCAAUAUCUUGACCAAGAUGGAUCAGAUCAAGGACGUCAUCACACGACGGGAACUGAAACGAUUCGCCAAUGUCGAUGUGCAACUCCUGCAGGAUGAAUUUACAGAGGCGGAAGAGGUGGAGAGUGAUCCGUCCGGAACAGGUGCACUGUUGAGCGGUGGUUCGUUCAAGCGGUUGAAUCGCGCAGUGGGUCAGUUGAUCGACGACUUCAGCAUGGUUUCUUUCCUUCAACUAGAUGUCCAGGAUGAAGACAGCGUUGCGGCGGUACUCAGUUAUAUUGACGAUGCGACUCAAUUCCACGAGGCGCAGGAGCCGAAAGAACCGGGUAAUGAGCAGGAAGUUGACUGGGAAGAUGCCGACGUAUGAGCUUUUCUUUACGAGAAGUGAAAUCUCUAUCAAACGGGAAGACGAAUACGAGCUCGAAAAACUGCGCCAAGACGGUCGAGGUGCUGCCUUUGCACUGUUAUGAGCAAGAGAAAAAGACCACGACUUCUAGCAUGUGCAGCUCAUGAGCCGAACUCAAUUUGAGCGGCUACUCUCUAGCUAAAGCCUGGUCGGCGCAGCUGCUCCUUAGAAUGAUCGACAGAAGAAUGGCAAUUAGCUGAGCCAUCUAUAUCUGAGAGAUGAAACAGGCCGGGAUCUAUGAUCUCGUCUCAUGAUAUGCCCGAUUGGCGACGGGAGAUCAGCAUGGGAGAGCCACUGAUAUCACAUCUCGAUUGUGGAAGACAUCUCAAAAUCGCAAAAUAGCCCACUGGCAGAAUGAAUAAAUCUAAUGAAUAUCCUAUA
Messenger RNA from Paecilomyces variotii, 1522 nucleotides. Its product is annotated as putative ATP binding protein. NCBI's taxonomy places the organism in Eukaryota, Fungi, Ascomycota, Eurotiomycetes, Eurotiales, Thermoascaceae. Gene Ontology annotation, molecular function: GTPase activity. The coding region runs from base 224 to 1102 and encodes 292 amino acids. The record is from RefSeq and is a predicted model, not a curated record. The transcript has a single exon.